UUUCUCUCGAACAUCUGUCAAAACAAAGCAAAUGGCCUCAAAAUUAAUUCUUCUACUGGUUACAGUAGCUUGUCUCUUGAAUCUCUCUAAAGCUAUAACAACUAAUGUGUUGAUCGAAACUAGAGACUGCUACUUUGAAGAAUUAAACACUGGUGAUAAACUUUCCGUCACAUUCCAAGUGAAUGAAGGUGGUGACUCUAAGAUUAACUUUGAGAUAUACGAUCCUGCAGAAAAGAGGCUCAAAAACUUAGCUGGCAGACAAAGUGGUUUAUACUCCAUUGUUGCUCAAAAGGCUGGUCGUUUCCGCUAUUGUUUCUGGAACUACAGCAAGAAGUCAGCAAAGAAUGUUAGUUUCAACGCUUUCAUUAAUGAGGAGACAAUUGACGAAGCCACCAAUCAGGAAGACCCCUUGAAGCACGAAAUCGACGAAUUAGCGGACAGUAUUCUUGCUAUCAAAGCUGGUCAAGAAUAUAUUGUUUCUCGUGAGCGUGUACAUAGAGAUACUGCUGAGAGUACCAAUGACCGUGUUAAGUGGUGGUCUGUUGCACAAAUUGGCUUAUUGAUUGGUGUUUGUAUGUGGCAAGUCCAUUACCUCAAGCAUUUCUUUGAAGUCAAGCGUGCAGUUUAAACCGCUCUACUUCAGGCAACGCGGAACCUGUAACUACAGUUAGCAAUUUUGCAUCUUUGAACAAGUGUACAUAUAUCAUCGUCAAUUUAAAAUAAAAGCAUACGCAUCUUUUUUACCGAUAUUGAGCCAAUC
Molecule: messenger RNA, 760 nt
Organism: Mycotypha africana
Lineage: Eukaryota; Fungi; Mucoromycota; Mucoromycetes; Mucorales; Mycotyphaceae
Product: emp24/gp25L/p24 family/GOLD-domain-containing protein
Exons: 4
Coding region: 32-628 (198 amino acids)
Biological process (GO): protein retention in ER lumen; Golgi organization; intracellular protein transport
Cellular component (GO): endoplasmic reticulum; COPII-coated ER to Golgi transport vesicle; endoplasmic reticulum-Golgi intermediate compartment
Source: RefSeq, a predicted model, not a curated record